AAUGAAAGUGAAAGCUGUACAUGAAUUUUAAGACUGGUGUCACCAUUUUAUCGAGAAAUAUGAACAGGAUUCCAGAAUAAUAAAAAGAUAUUUAGUAUUUCAAGAGGCCCCAGCAGGAGUUAUCUGGUCUGGAUUGGUACAAAAAUGGAGGGAGCUACUUCAGAAAUGAGUUCCUCUGUGGAGUGUAAAACAAAGGGGACUGAGAGUGUCCUGAUGGAGAAAGCAGGCUCACCUGCACCCAGCUGUGUUUCCAUGAAGAGUGACAGGUCAAUGGACAAACCACUCAAAUUAGACCAAAUGGAAGGAUGCAGUUCAGAUCUACAGGAUAAACUGGGUUUUUCUUCCAUAUUGAAGUCACUAGAGGAAAAUGCUGUAAGGUUCCUGAAGGACGAGCUGAAGAAGAUCACGAGGUACCUAGAGCAGAAUUACCCAGAAUGCUCUGAGCCUCAGCUGGAGGAGGACAACGACCUGGACAGUGAUGGUCAGAUGCAGAAGACCUGUGCUAGAGAGGGAGCUCUGAAGAUCACACUGUACAUCCUGAGGACCAUGAAUGAAAAUGAUCUGGCUGACAUACUGGAGAAGAGGCAUCUUCUGUCACAGUGUCAGCACAUAAUCAAAUGUAACCUGAAGAAGAAAUUUGAGUGUGUAUUUGAAGGGAAAGCUAAGGAAGGACAGCCAACACUUCUCAAAGAGAUUUACACAGAACUCUACAUAACUGAAGGUGGGACUGGAGGAAUCAAUGAUGAACAUGAAGUGAGACAGAUUGAAAUAGCAUUCAAGAAAAGGGUUACAGAAGAUAUUACAAUCAAGUGCAAUGAUAUAUUUAAACCCUUAACUGGGCGUGAGAAACCUAUCAGAACUGUACUCACUAAAGGGGUUGCAGGUAUCGGGAAAACAGUCUCUGUGCAGAAAUUUAUUCUCGACUGGGCAGAAGGAAAAGCAAACCAGGAUGUUCACUUCAUAUUUCCUCUUCCUUUCCGGGACCUGAAUUUGAUUAAGGAUAAAUACAGUCUGAUGGAACUGCUUCAGCACUUUGUCCCAGAACUGAAAUCACUUGAACACACUGAGCUGUUUAGGUACAAAGUCUUAUUCAUCUUUGAUGGCCUAGAUGAGUCUCGCCUUUCAUUAGAUUUUCAAAAGAAUGAGAAUUGGUUUGAUUUAACAAAGAAAAUUUCACUGGAUGUGCUGUUGACUAACCUCAUUAGGGGGAACCUACUUCCAUCCGCUCUCCUCUGGAUAACCUCCCGACCAGCAGCAGCCAAUCAGAUACCUCCUGAGUGUGUCCACCAGGUGACAGAGAUACGAGGGUUCAGUGAUGGCCAGAAGGAGGAGUAUUUCAGGAGGAGAUUCAGUGAUCAGAGCCUGGCCAGCACGAUUAUCACACAUGUGAAAUCAUCAAGGAGCCUCUUCAUCAUGUGCCACAUACCUGUGUUCUGCUGGAUUUCAGCCACUGUGCUUGAGAGGCUUUUUAGUGAGAAUGACAAGAGAGAAAUUCCAAGGACUCUGACUGAAAUGUACACACACUUCCUGAUAUUUCAGACAGAUUUAAAAAGUAACAAAUACAUGAAAAAACAAAAAACAGAAAAUAAAAAAUACUUAGAAAAUAAUACAUUCCUUCUCAAACUUGGUAAACUGGCCAAUGUCAAUCUUGAGAAAGGCAAUCUCAUUUUUUAUGAGCAAGAUUUGACAGAAAAUGGCAUUGAUGUCACUGAAGCUUCAGUUUACUCUGGAGUGUGCACAGAAGUCUUUAAGGAGGAAUAUGGGUUGUAUCAGGAGAAGGUGUACUGCUUUGUGCAUCUGAGCAUCCAGGAGUAUCUCGCUGCUUUAUAUGUGUUUCUUUCAAACUCAUCAGCUGAUCACCUGAAGUCUGCAACGGAUCAGGCAUUAAAGAGCAAGAAUGGACACUUGGACCUCUACCUCCGCUUCCUCCUGGGCCUCUCAACAGACUCCAGUAAGACUCUGUUACCAAGGCUACUGGGACAGACAAGAACCAGAUUACAUAACAUUAACGAAACAGCCCAAUAUAUCAAGGAGAAAAUAAAGGAGAAUUUGUCUCCAGAAAGGACCAUCAACCUGUUCCACUGUCUGAAUGAACUGGGUGACAAUUCUCUAGUAGAGGAAGUACAGAGAUACCUGAAUUCAGGACGUCUUUCAGCAGCAGACCUCUCACCUGCACAGUGGUCAGCUCUGGCCUUUGUGUUACUGAUGUCAGAUGAGGAGCCGGAUGUGUUUGAGCUGAAGAAAUACAUCAGAUCAGAUGAAGGUCUCCAGAGGCUGCUGCCUGUGGUCAAGAAAUACAAGACAGCACUGUUGAACCGCUGUAAUCUCACAGAGAAAUGCUGUGAUGCGCUGGUUUCAACUCUCAGAUCAGACUCCUCACACCUCAGAGAGCUGGACCUGAGUGACAAUGACCUGCAGGAUUCAGGAGUGAAGCUGCUCUCUGCUGGACUGAAGGAUUCACACUGUAAACUGGAGAUGCUGAGGUUGGGCAGCUGUAAUCUCACAGAGAAAUGCUGUGAGUCGCUGGCUUCAGCUCUCAGAUCAAACUCCUCACACCUGAGAGAGCUGGACCUGAGUGACAAUGACCUGCAGGAUUCAGGAGUGACGCUACUCUCUGCUGAACUGGGGAAUUCCCACUGUAAAGUGGAAAUACUGAGGCUGUCCAACUGUAGUAUCAGAGAAGAAGGCUGUUCUUCCUUGGCUUCAGCUCUGAGGUCAAACCCCUCACACCUGAGAGAGCUGGAUCUGAGCUACAAUCACCCAGGAGACUCAGGAGUGGAGCCGCUCUCUGCUGUACUGAAGGAUCCCAGCUGUAAACUGGAGAAAAUGAAGCUGAACAGCUGUAAAUUGAGUUGGGAAUCCUGCAUAGUACUGGCCUCUGUCCUCAGCUCAAACUCACACCUGAGAGAGCUGGACCUGAGAGACAAUGAGCUGCCAGAUUUAACAGAGAAACAGUGCCCAGGAUUUGAAAGGCAGAUGCUGCAGUCAGCAUUGCUGGGUUUUACACGCUGCAAACUGGACAUACUGAGCCACCUAUCAGGACUGAAGUUUGACACCCCUGGUUUAGGGGGAUAG
Molecule: messenger RNA, 3075 nt
Organism: Paramormyrops kingsleyae
Lineage: Eukaryota; Metazoa; Chordata; Actinopteri; Osteoglossiformes; Mormyridae
Source: RefSeq, a predicted model, not a curated record